This is a messenger RNA of Gadus morhua (Atlantic cod), 2929 nucleotides long. RefSeq names its product histone-lysine N-methyltransferase PRDM9. The coding region runs from base 1608 to 2465 and encodes 285 amino acids. Gene Ontology annotation, biological process: regulation of transcription by RNA polymerase II. The transcript has 2 exons. The record is from RefSeq and is a predicted model, not a curated record. Gene Ontology annotation, molecular function: RNA polymerase II cis-regulatory region sequence-specific DNA binding; DNA-binding transcription factor activity, RNA polymerase II-specific. Lineage: Eukaryota; Metazoa; Chordata; Actinopteri; Gadiformes; Gadidae.
CGUGCAUCAAAUCCACCCGACUCAACCUCAUCCGGUUUAACCCGACGUAGAAAGAUUAAUAAGGCACUUUGUCUUAUGAUUGCGAGGGAUAAAAUAUGAAAACGUGGUAAAUAUGACAACAUUAGCAGUUGAAUUGCUAUUUUUAACCACUCGGGAAGUGGUUACAUUCCACGUAUAGGUUUUGUGAGUAUUAUUUUGAUAGGGUUAGCAUCAUCACAUGCCAAAUUGUACUUACACGGACCAACACAAUUACACAUUUCUGUGGAGGAAGUUCAGCAAAUCAAUCGGAUUGUAUUAUUCGUCUUAGUACAAUUAAUUUGCCCUGCUUUAACGUCGUCUUUUAGAAAAUACACUUGUGCAAUGUAGUGAACAACGCGAAUGUGCUAUCGGUGUACUAUUGUAGAACAGAUGGGUGAAUGGAACUGUGACACACUUGCUGGAACCCAUGGUUAAUUGGACUGGUUGAGGUUCAUAUUACAACAGGUUCUGCAGGACAGCAUCAAUGCUAUUAUCGGUGGAAGGGAUAAGUCAUGUGUAAUUCCUUAAGUAUGCACAAGACUGCUGUGCAGAAGACGUUUUGAUUUUCGAUAAUUGUCAGAUAUGCUUCUGAUACAGGAACUAGUUUUACAACAUAUGAGUUAAACACUGCUUGGACAUGUCCCUGCUCGAGGCAAUCUUUUAAAGAAACACUGGACUGCUGUAUUGCCGAUAAUUCAGAAGAAUCAUACAUCAUUGUAUGUAUUCUUCAAAGAGGACUCUACCCCCGUUUCAAAAGAUUGUGAUUUUCCACAAAUGGCAAAAAUGUUAAACAGCCCAAUACAACACAGCAUUGGACCAGUGUCAGCCACGAUGCCUUGUGUGACGGUAAAAGAAGAAAGAGAUGAUAUGGAGCCGUAUCAGUCUACACAUUACAUUUCAAGGCAAGAUUUCAAAGUGGAAAAUCCUUACGAUGGAAUGUAUGACGACUGCAACGGCACAAACCAUUUAACAAGUCACACAGACGACAACCAGCAGCACUCUUCGGACGACGAUUCAUCCAGAGAUUCCUCUGAUGAUGGAGCGGGGGAAUUUAAUCCAGAGGAAAUCGGAGGACCGAUUUCACACGACACUGAUUCGGAUUCCUCUUCCGAGUCAAGUUCGAGCGGGUCAUCCAGCAGUUCCUCCUCUACCGAGACCAUGGACGACACUGGGGAUGACGUCCCGGCCGUGACACAGCUGAUGUGUGAGAACUGUGGCAAAGGGCCCUUUAAGAACCUCAAAGUCCACCUGCAUCACUGCAGCGGCAUGGCGAGUCCGUUCCAAUGCUCAGUAUGCAAGAAGAGCUUCCGCAAUGAGAAGGCUCAGCUGAAGCACAGGGCGCGUUACCACGUGUGCUUCCUCUGCAGCGAGGUGUUCGUCCACUGGAGCCUCUACAGGUCUCACGUGUGUCCCAAGGGCCCCAAGCCGCUCUCCCCGACCAUCUUCUGGAGCUGCUCCACGUCGCCGCCCAAUAAAUGCAAUAUUUGUAAAGCCUGUUUUGCUACCAAGAAUAGUUUGCUAAGUCAUAUGGUCUUUGUUCACAGUACCAAGGUGACUCCAAAGUUUGCAUUAUUACGAACCCUGCCCUGAUGACGCCGAUCAGCACUGCCUCUGCCGCAGGUGGAUCUGGACUUGUCUUGUCCUCCAGUGGAGUCGCACCUUCUCAGGAUAUCAGAGGAAUCACCCCCACUAUGAAUGGACAUUGUUUUAAGACAGAGGAGGGUUUACUAAACGGGCAUGUGGCCAACUUCGUGACUGAUGUUCAGACCCCUCCUCACAAGAGCAAAACCAAACCACAGGCUCCUGUCCAGAGUGUGUUCCAGCAUCGCGUGAACACUAGAUCCAGAGCGGCGUCUAUAGCAGCCAACGCCGGAGCAACCAGUGCCUUGACUCGGCAAGCAAAACCGUCCUGGACGGCCGCCACUGUGGUCUGCAAAGCUAAGCCGACGGCUGAGCAUCCCCCCAUCGUCAUGAGGAUCUCCAAAACCAAGAGCCAGGAGCCCAAGAAGAGUCUGCGCACAAGCUGGCGUUCCAAAGGCUCGUACCCCUGCCGGCAGUGCGGCGCCGUUUCCCAGCAGCCCUCGCUCGCCGUCUCCCACCGCUACCGGCACCGCGGCCGCCGCCUGCACCGCUGCCAGUGUGGGCGCAGCUUCCUGCGGCGGCUGCAUCUCCUGCGACACUGCGUUCAGCACGCCGAGGCCAGCAGCUAUAUAUGUGCCAAGUGUGGAGAAACCUUCCGAGGAGCUAAACUCCUUGUGGAGCAUUUAACGGGCCAAUCAAGGAAACCUGCGGGUGUUUCCUGGACACAAAAGUCAAGGAAGAGUUGCAUCAAGAAAGUUCCCUUUUGUUGUGAAUGUGGAUUGUGCUUCGACAGACCUUCUGCUUAUAUAUGGCACCAACUUCAAAACAUGCAAAAACCAAAGGUGCAUAGAAAACGCUUAAAGUGAGACUUUAUAACAGAUCCAUUUCCUGUUGAAUAGGUUUGUGUUGUUUGUUCCCCAACACAUGCAUUCAAGUUCACACAAGUUUUUUUACUUUCUAAAGUCUUCCAUUUUAUGAUUACAAUGGUUUGGUAUUUGUGACUUUAGAUAUGGCACUGAACAUUAUUUUAUUUAUACAUAUUGAUUGAUGAAAAGGAAAUUAAAACAGGACACCUUCUGAUAAAAUGUUUUAUUAUAGUUUUUGUCUUGCCUGCAAAACUGUUGACAGACAAAUGUAACACAAAUGCAGAUUAUAUAAAAUAACUGUUCUGUUUAUUCUGAAUAAUUAUCCAUAUUCCAUAUGACCAACCCCAGGUGAGAUGUUUCUUUACCUAACUCUAAGACAGAACAUUGGAAGACCUUGGUUUAUCAUUUGUUAGGAUGAACAACUUUGUGAAACCAGGUUAUUAAAAGUUUUGUUAAAGACGGUU